UGACGUCACGGUGACGGAGUGCCAGUAGGAGCCGCGCGUUGCACCGUUUGAACAGUUUGAAGAGUUUGAAGUCGAACUAUCCCGUCAAGACGCAGCAAUAAAAAUGAAAGUUCCGAUAAGAACCACCAUGCUGCCCGCUGGACUGGCUUGAAGAAGAAAGCAGGCGUUUUGGCUGACCUGUGCGGGACAAAAGACGGCGUCGCCACCGCAGUCUCACUCACCGAUGCUGCACUGCUGCAACAACUAACACACGUCGAUGUCUUGGCUUGAGGGUCGUAGGGAGUCGCUUCCUGUAGCCCAGCAGGUGGUCAGGCGGCGCUACUCGGGCCCGUUGCUGCUCCCGCCACUACGAAGGAGACACUCGUGUCAGGAUCACCAUUCGGACAGCCGGCGCUUUUCUGCUGCGCAUGGCUUACCGCUGCAUCGACUUGAAGUUCUCUACUGCCGAGCGUUGGCCAGUCACGAUGAACACCGGAGCCAGCUGGGCUUGCAAAAGCCAUUUGAUGGCUGGAUUCAGUUCCACGGUGGCCUCACAAACACCUCCUUCUCCUCAUCAAGCCUCCCUCCAUCCCCGCCGCAUCUGUUUCCAGCUCCAGCGGCUUGCUUUCACAAGCGCUUUGCACAAGGAGGGAAGUGGCCCACGAGUGGGAGGAAUAGGAGUUUUGAUGUGGAAAAUGGCCUUUCGGUGGGUCGCAGUCCUUUGGACUCCCAGACCAGCCCAGGCUCGGGUCUGGUCCUACAGUCCAAUGCCCCCCACAGUCAACGGCGGGAGUCCUUCCUCUACCGCUCCGACUCCGAUUAUGACCUCUCGCCCAAAAGCAUGUCACGCAACUCAUCGACGGCCAGCGAAUUGCAUGGAGAAGACAUGAUAGUCACCCCAUUUGCACAGAUUCUCGCCAGCCUGCGAACAGUGAGAAGUAAUUUUUCCGCUUUCACGCAUCUGCAAGAUCGUGCGGGAAACAAGUGGCCACCAAGCAGUAACCAGCCACCCCCAUGUAAGCCAUGUCACACAGAAGAGCCUUAUCAGAAAUUGGCAGUGGAGACUCUGGAGGAGCUGGACUGGUGUCUCGACCAGCUCGAGACACUUCAGACCAGACACUCGGUCAGCGAGAUGGCGUCUAAUAAGUUUAAGAGGAUGCUAAACCGAGAGCUGACUCAACUGUCAGAGACCAGUCGCUCAGGGAAUCAGGUGUCGGAGUUCAUUGCCAAUACCUUCCUCGAAAAACAACAUGAUGUGGAGAUUCUGUCUCCCCCGCCUAAGGAGAAGGAGAAGAAGAAGAAGAAGAGGCCCAUGUCACAGAUCAUUGGUGUGAAAAAGGUCACACCGAGCCCCAGCGUUGUAUCCACCUCCAUCCCUCGUUUUGGAGUCACCACCCCACAGGAGAACCUGCUGGCCAGCGAGAUUGAGGACCUUAACCGCUGGGGUCUGGAUGUAUUCAAGGUAGCGGAACACUCUGGAAACCGCCCUUUAACGGUCAUCAUGUUCUCCAUCUUCCAGGAGCGAGAUCUGCUAAAAACAUUCCGGAUCCCAACGAACACAUUCAUCACCUUCAUGAUGACCUUAGAGGACCAUUACCGUGCCGACGUAGCUUAUCACAACAACAUCCACGCGGCUGACGUUGUGCAAUGCACACACGUGCUUCUAUCGACACCGGCUCUGGAGUCUGUUUUCACAGAUUUAGAAGUCAUGGCCGUUUUGUUCGCCAGUGCCAUUCACGACGUCGACCACCCCGGCGUCACAAACCAGUUCCUAAUAAACACAAGUUCCGAGUUGGCGUUGAUGUACAACGAUGCCUCGGUGCUGGAGAACCAUCACCUGGCUGUGGGCUUCAAACUGCUCCAAGGGGACGACUGCGACAUCUUCCAGAACCUCAGCAAGAAACAGCGAGAUUCCCUCCGCAAGAUGGUGAUCGACAUGGUGCUAGCCACAGAUAUGUCCAAACAUAUGAACUUCUUGGCGGACAUGAAAACAAUGGUGGAGACCAAGAAAGUGACCAGCUUGGGAGUUCUGCUGCUUGACAACUAUUCCGAUCGAAUCCAGGUUCUUCAGAACAUGAUCCACUGUGCCGAUCUGAGCAACCCAACCAAGCCCCUCGAGCUUUACCGUCAGUGGACCGACCGCAUCAUGGUGGAAUUCUUCACGCAGGGAGACAGGGAACGUGAUAAGGGCAUGGAGAUCAGUCCCAUGUGUGACAAACACAAUGCCUCCAUUGAAAAGAGCCAGGUGGGCUUCAUCGACUACGUCGUUCACCCUCUGUGGGAGACGUGGGGCGACUUGGUGCACCCUGACGCUCAGGACAUCCUGGACACCCUGGAGGACAACAGAGAGUGGUACCAGAGCAUGAUCCCACGCAGCCCCUCACCUUCUAGUCCCGACGAGUCCCACGCUGAGCUCAGAUCGGGAGGUCCCCCUUCGACAGGGGUCAGCGGGGACAAGUUCCAGUUCGACCUGACACUGGAGGAAGAAGAAGAGGUUGAGGAAUUGGAGUCGGACCUAGAGAGUCCACUCGAGGAUGAGCCACAGUUGGGGACGGAACGGCACCAGGACUCGUCCUCCCCUUCCACGUCCCCGGACCCGCGCAACAGGUACCGGCCUCCUUCGCCUCAUUGCAGAGCCCCCACCCUCACAGGACCACGAACCUGACCGGCCAGGAGGGAUAUAACAGUAAAGACGACAGUGCCCCCUGGCUGCAUGAAGGCACAUAACACCCAGCACAACCUGCCCUCCUGAAAAGACAGUAGCGGGGCAGGCGGGCCGGCGGGCGGGCGGACCUACCAAGGAAGUCUGUAAGAUCACCACAGUCCCUUUACACUGGAGACAGCCUCUCUGUAGACAGAGGGAUGAUAGCCCUCUUUUUAAUUUCAUAUUUAUGUAUCGGCCUGUCUUUGGGUGCCUCCUAAGUCUUGAUUGUUUUCCUCCUUGGUUGAGGAACGCCACUUGCACCGGAAAAAAAACAGUGACUCUCUCCCAUAAGGAAAGGCAAAAGAAACGUCUUCCUCUCAAACUUUUUGGACGUGAGCAAACGAGUUGCCGUGUUAUGAUCACAGGGUCUUGGAAAUGAUUUUGCACCAUUCGCGAAAAUCUUAUUUUCUUGUACUAAUAUGUCAUCCUUUUUUUUCGAGGGCAAAAAUAUUUGGAAGUUGAUAUUUGAACUGUUGAGAAGCAGAUGGACCUAAACCUCAGGGUAUGAAGAGAAACACAAAUGGAAUGUAGCAUGCAUGUUGUGCAUACAUACUCUGCUCCUCGAGGGUCACUGUCUUGCCAAUUCAAAUAAUAAUUCGAAUCAUUCUCAUCAGGCUCCUGCAGAGCAUGCUGAUGAGCUGAUCGUUUGUGUGUUGGGGGGGGAUAUCUAAAACAUGCAGGGUAGCGGCCCUCGAGGACACUUGUGUGCCCUAAAGUCAUUCCCUGUUUGAAUUUACCUCUGAACCAUGCGACUGGAAUUUGUCUAAUCCCAGUUGAAACCCUUUAAAUUAGCCACCUAGAGCAAUCAAAUGUCUAUGGAUGGAUGGAUGUGUGUGAAAAAAAAUAUAUAUAUAUUGCUAUAUAUAUUUUAGGAAACCAUCUUGUAGCACAUCAGAUUGAGCACUGAAGACACCACCUGUAGUCUAAUUGUUAUCCUUUUUAAAAAAAAAAAAAAAAUUGAUUAAUUUAUAUAUCAGCCUUUAUUUAAACCUGAUUAUUAAUUUUCCAUUGCUCAUUCGGUGGUCAUGUUUUCCCUCAUCUUGUUUUGAUUUGAUCAGGGUGCCUCCAGUUGGCAGUAGCACUUUAGCAUUUUUGUCGCUUAAGCACUUGGAAUGUGUUAGAAAGGGCUUCAAUGUAGGUCUGCUCAACAUAAAUAGAAUACAAGGGAGGAAAGUAAUCAUUUGAUUGAUUUGGAAUUUCAUCCAUUUUGAUUGUAACAACAAUGAGGUCAUGUUAAUGUCAUCUAAUUGCAUGAGAAGAGCAAAAAGGCAAGGCUGCAUUUCAAUGUUUUUCCACCUACCAUUGCCUUUUAAAUACAGCCUGAAUGUCAGUGACUUACAACUUUAAAAGUGACUCACUAUAAUGCUCCUGUUUUUUUUUUGUUUUUUUUGGAAGAAAAUUAAUGAUUCUCUUUGUAAACUCAAAAGCAUCAAGUUGCAUCAAGAUUUGAUCAGACGAUUUUAUACUUUUGCAGUAUGUUCAGGCAUACUCAUGAUUUUUGCAAGUUCAGAAAUUGCACGAAAAUGAAUGCGGCAAAAUUCGUGAUUCACUAACAUUGAGUCACUGCCCAAAACAUUUGGCAUUAAACUUUUUUUUUUUUUUUAAUUAAUACAUGAUGUGUUCCAGCCUCCACAUCUUAACUCAUCAGAACCACAGUGCCUGCUUGUAAAUGAAACAUCAAGUCACCUCAAUUGUUUAUUAUUUGCUUUAAUCUUGUUUUAGUGGGCACUACACAUGAAUAUACUGUAGACUCCUUAAGAUUUGCAAGCAUAAUUGUUGAACAGAAUAAGUCCAUCACUUUAUUUCCAUUUUGCACACACACACACACACACACACACAAAAAGGCAGGAGCAGAGUUCAAAUAACAAACCUCAAAAUAAUGAGUUUUUUUCUUAUUUCUAUUUUUUUUCUAUUAUUAAAAAAAAAAAAAGAAAACAUUGACACCGUCUGGAGGUUAACCGCUUGACUGUAAUAAUGCUGUUCAUGUUUAAAAAAAAAAAAAAAAAAGAAAAAUAUUUCAAACACCUGCCAGCCUACAAUGCUAGCUUUUUACAUUAAAGAUUUUAAAUAGAUCAUUUUAUCAACACCAUUGACUUAUAGUGAUAAUUUUUACCACAAAUAACUAUUUAAAACGAUUCAUUUGGCACAAUUUAGCAGUGCUCCGCUUUUCUAAUCUGAUAGCUGAGACUUGACAAUGCGUACUUUGAAGACUUUUCGUGUCUUGUGUGUGUGUGUGUGUGUGUGUGUGUGUCCAUUCUGUAGCUGAAUGAUUGUUGCCAACAGAGAUUGGAAGUGAACCAGCACUACACACAUUUAAUUGCACUUCCUGGUCAGGCAGUAGUAGGAAACACUAGUCAAAAAGUAUUUCAUGACCAUAGAAAGCAUUAUUGAUCAGCCUUUUUUUUUUUUUUUCUUUCUGAUCAUGUGACUUUUUUUCACUGAUCAUGUGACUUAGGAUGUUGGGCCACGGAUGAUAAAGGACCAACGUGCUGUUUUUGACUCACUCAAACCAAAGAGAACCACAGGAUGUUGUAAAUAGAAAGGCCAGUCACCAGAAUUCAUUCGUUUCAUUAGAAAAUAAAAAUACAGCAAAGGUUGGCGAGUUAAACUCAGCACUAUGGUUCUUUAUAUUCAAACACUAGCGCCGGAAAUGAUUAAAUGUGUAUUAUUGCUCACUUCUUGUGUUGAGCUCACAUUGGCAUCAUGUUAGUAAUGUUGCUCAGCCUCAUAUCAUGCAACUUUUUUAAAUACUAUUAUUCAUAUGUGUCUGUUGGUGUGUGUGUGGGGGGGGAGUACUGUAAAAAGAAAAAAAGGGGAAGAACAGUUAAUUGUAUGUCAUGUUGUAAUCAUAUGUUAAGCCUCAAGAUCAAAAUAUGUAUACAGCUGAUCUGCCACUCCGACAUUUUGGAAAGAAAACCAAAUGAUUUUUCUGGAUUUAAGGGUGUUCUGCAAAUGCCAAUAAAGUACAAAGAAAUUC
This is a messenger RNA of Syngnathus typhle (broad-nosed pipefish), 5660 nucleotides long. It is a transcript of the gene pde4cb, whose product is annotated as phosphodiesterase 4C, cAMP-specific b. The transcript is spliced from 18 exons. Gene Ontology annotation, cellular component: nucleus; perinuclear region of cytoplasm; cytosol. NCBI's taxonomy places the organism in Eukaryota, Metazoa, Chordata, Actinopteri, Syngnathiformes, Syngnathidae. The coding region runs from base 257 to 2644 and encodes 795 amino acids. Gene Ontology annotation, molecular function: 3',5'-cyclic-AMP phosphodiesterase activity. The record is from RefSeq and is a predicted model, not a curated record. Gene Ontology annotation, biological process: signal transduction.